GAGAGAGAGAGAGAGAGACACUUAGGGGUGUGUCGAAGCAAUUUAGUUCCUCAAGGAAGUACAACUGAACAUUAUGUUAAGACGGGGUGGUGAGCGCUGACAGCAGCGCCACAGGAGGGCUGUUUUUGGUUUCUGAUUCUCCUCAUAGCCAACAUGAAGGGAUCUCAUUAAUCCGACUGUCCUGUGCUGUAAAUCUGAGACAGUGGACACACACAGAGAGAGAGAGAGACAUAGAGUGAGAGACAGAGAGAGAGAGAGAGACGUCUGACAGCUGGAAGGAGGACGAAGAAUCCUCACUCACAGGCAACAAUGGAAACCUUCAACUCCAAGGACAUGGCUGUGAAGGUGCAGAAAAAGAUCCUGUCCAGCAUGGUCACCAAAAGCUCAUUCCAAAUGUUCAUUGACGACACAAGUAGUGAAAUCAUGGAUGAACUGUACCAUGUCUCCAAAGGGUACUCAGGUAAUAAAAGUGAGGCCCAGAAAGUGAUCAAAGAUCUGAUCAAGAUCGCAGUGAAGAUCAGUGUGUUGUUCAGAAACAACCGCUUCAAUGUGGAAGAGCUUGUAGUGGCCCAAGAUUUCAAGAAAAAGCUGCACCAAGGAGCCAUGACAGCUAUCAGCUUCUAUGAGGUGGACUUUACCUUCGACAAGACGGUGAUGUCUGAAAUCUUGGACAGCUGCAGGGAUCUGCUGCUGAAGCUGGUCCACAGCCACCUCACCCCCAAAUCCCACGGUCGCAUCAACCACGUCUUUAACCAUUUUUCCGAUCCAGAACUGCUGAACAAACUGUACGACCCCAAUGGCCCCUUCAGGCCAAACCUCACCAAGAUCUGCAAGGGACUCAACAAACUGGUGGAGGACGGGACAAUAUGAGAGUUAGAAGCAGAUUAAAAUGUUACACAUACACACCUUUUGUGAGUACACACUCAGAUGGACUGGCAAUGUGAAUGUGAACUCACGCAACACUGUUGUCGUUGCUCUUCUUGAAGAACGUUGGAUACAGCGAGUUGAGUCACUGUUUUAAAUGUUUUGAGGUGGCAUUUCAUGUAAUUAUGGAAAAUGUCUAACUAGUCGAGGUGCAGACAACUCGGACUUGAAUAUAAACUGGUUUAUUCUAUAUCACCUUUUGAAUUGUCAUGCAAUGUUGAAUAUCUGAGAUCUUGAAAAUAUUUUUUAUUGAGAACUACUGAUGUGAUGAUACUCUGGAGUAAAGGAGCCUACAGCUGGACACAAUGAACAAAAAGAACAAAACUGCAGACAAUGUGACUAAGUAAUACAGCAGUGCCCCCUAGUGGUCAGGAUGAUGCAACAUCAGCAUCUUGAUUUUUCUUCUCAUUGUCAAAAAAGGUAAUGCAGGCAAAAAUAAAGCAAAUAACUUGUCUGUUUACAAAA
This is a messenger RNA of Thalassophryne amazonica, 1389 nucleotides long. It is a transcript of the gene tnfaip8l2b, whose product is annotated as tumor necrosis factor, alpha-induced protein 8-like 2b. NCBI's taxonomy places the organism in Eukaryota, Metazoa, Chordata, Actinopteri, Batrachoidiformes, Batrachoididae. The record is from RefSeq and is a predicted model, not a curated record. Gene Ontology annotation, biological process: regulation of apoptotic process. The transcript is spliced from 3 exons. Bases 310 to 870 code for a protein of 186 amino acids. Gene Ontology annotation, cellular component: cytoplasm.